UUACAGUCGCUGUCUUUGCGCAUGCGCAACUAGAACUGUUUGUAGUUUUUUGGUUUCGUAAACAUGCAAGGAGAACUACAUUUCCCGUCAGCCGGUGCUCGAGCUGUUUCCGUUUUGAUUGGCUGAUUCCGAAGGUGAAAGUUGAACAGACAUGUUUUUCAAGCCCGCACGGAGACGCGCUCAGCAGCUAUAUUUGGCUGUGUUGGAUAAGACCUGCAGGAUCACAAUGACAGAUGCAUGAUAGCACCUCUUAGGGAGGUCACAUUAAAGACUGCCAUUUGUUUUGGUUUAGUAUGUUUAUGAUCCAAGCGACGCGAUAAACCAGCAUUAAGCAUGGCAGCGCUACUUUUGCAGCGUGGAAGCAAAUGUUGCGACAAACGGGUUUGGUCGCUAUAUUCUCGUUUCAGCUGUUUUCAAACCUACAAAAAACUCCUGGAGAGCAGUGUGACUUCAUACUUGCCUUUAGUGACUCCUAACAAACGAGGUCUAAAAUCAGGACAUGUUCAGAACAUUUUGACAAGGCCUUUAAUCCCGAGGCUUAUUGGACUUGAGUUCCACUGUCGCCACAAAUUGGUCACAAAUCCUGUGAAACUUUGGAAACUAUUAGGCACUACUCACUAUUUCAGCACAUCCAACCGAAGACAUGAAAAGAAAGAAGGUGAAAAAGGGAAGACCCCAGAGGAGGAUGAAGAAGAGAAAAAGAGACGAGAGCAGGAGGACCAGAUGUAUAGGGAACGACUGCGCACACUCUUUAUUAUCGCUGUCAUCAUGAGCUUGCUCAACUCCAUCAACACCAGUGGGGGGAACAUAUCCUGGAAUGAUUUCGUAAAUGAAAUGUUGGCCAAAGGGGAGGUGUCACGAGUACAGGUGGUACCAGAGAGUGACAUUGUAGAGAUCUACCUUCACCCUGGCGCAGUCAUCUUCGGCAGACCUAGACUUGCCCUGAUGUAUCGAAUGCAGGUGGCCAAUAUCGACAAGUUUGAGGAGAAGCUUAGAGCAGCAGAGGAAGAGCUGAAUAUAGAUACCAGAGACAGAAUACCAGUGACCUACAAGCGCACAGGCUUCUUUGGGAAUGCUCUUUAUGCCCUCGGUAUGGCUGCCAUUGGGGUUGCAAUUCUCUGGUACAUCUUCCGUCUGGCAGGAAUGGGUGGGAGAGAUGGCGGCUUUAGUGCUUUUAAUCAAUUAAAAAUGGCUAAAUUCACUAUUGUCGAUGGGAAAUCUGGGAAAGGUGUAAGCUUCAAAGAUGUUGCGGGAAUGCACGAGGCCAAGAUGGAAGUCAAAGAGUUUGUGGACUAUCUAAAGAAUCCAGAUAGAUACCUUCAGCUUGGGGCCAAGGUACCUAAGGGCUCUCUGCUCCUGGGGCCCCCUGGCUGUGGUAAAACUCUGCUGGCUAAGGCAGUGGCAACAGAAGCUCAGGUGCCCUUCCUUGCCAUGGCAGGUUCAGAGUUUGUGGAGGUGAUCGGAGGCCUUGGUGCUGCAAGAGUGCGAAGUCUUUUCAAAGAGGCUCGUGCUCGAGCGCCAUGCAUCGUCUACAUCGAUGAGAUUGAUGCUGUGGGGAAGAAACGCUCCACAAACAUGUCUGGUUUCUCAAACACAGAGGAAGAGCAGACCCUUAACCAGCUGCUUGUGGAGAUGGAUGGAAUGGGUACCACAGAUCAUGUGAUUGUCCUGGCCUCCACUAACCGGGCAGACAUUCUGGACAAUGCACUUAUGAGACCAGGCAGACUUGAUAGACACAUAUUUAUAGACCUGCCAACUCUUCAGGAGAGAAAGGAAAUCUUUGAGCAGCACCUGAAGAUCCUGAAGCUUACUCAGCCGGCAAACUUCUACUCUCUGCGUCUGGCAGAGUUGACACCAGGCUUCAGUGGGGCUGACAUCGCCAACAUCUGCAAUGAAGCCGCCCUUCAUGCUGCCAGAGAGGGCUACAAGUCUAUUGACACCUUUAACUUUGAAUAUGCUGUGGAGAGAGUCAUCGCAGGGAGUGUGAAGAAGAGUAAAAUCUUAUCUAAAGAAGAGCAGAGGGUGGUGGCUUUUCAUGAGUCUGGUCAUGCUUUAGUGGGAUGGCUGCUAGAACACACAGAAGCUGUCAUGAAGGUUUCAAUUGCUCCCAGAACAAAUGCUGCUUUGGGCUUUGCUCAGAUCCUGCCAAAGGAUCAGUAUUUAUUUACUAAAGAGCAGCUGUUUGAGAGGAUGUGUAUGGCUUUGGGUGGACGAGCCUCUGAAGCCAUCACCUUCAAUAAGGUCACCACAGGUGCUCAGGAUGACCUGAGGAAGGUGACCCGCGUGGCCUACUCCAUGGUGAAGCAGUAUGGCAUGGUUGCCAGUGUGGGCCAGGUGUCCUUCCCUGACUCCGAGGAUCAGGGCGGUAUUGGACGCAGACCAUUCAGCCAAGGACUCCAACAGCAUAUGGACCAUGAAGCUAAGAUGCUAAUAGCAAAGGCCUACAGGCACACAGAGAAAUUGCUCUUGGACAACAGAGACAAACUUAUUUUGCUGGCUAAUACCCUGCUGGAGAGAGAGGUGGUCAACUAUGAUGACAUUGAGGCUUUGCUGGGACCUCCUCCGUUUGGACCCAAAAAGAUGAUUGCCCCUCAAAGCUGGGUGGAGGCUGAAAGAGACAAGCAGGACACUGGUGAAGAUGAGCCACGCAGACCCCAGAGACCCCUCCGCAAAGACAAAGAUGAUGACAUCAACCUGAGUCCAGCGUGAGCUCCACAACACGCGCAGUCACAUUCACAUGUGUAAACAGCCUUUAACGGGCACACGUGGAAGUUCAAGAGUGGAUCGGCUGCCUUUGAGAAUCAGUGUGAUUUUUUUUUU
This is a messenger RNA of Cyprinus carpio (common carp), 2820 nucleotides long. It is a transcript of the gene spg7, whose product is annotated as SPG7 matrix AAA peptidase subunit, paraplegin. Gene Ontology annotation, biological process: protein-containing complex assembly; mitochondrial protein processing. Gene Ontology annotation, molecular function: zinc ion binding; ATP hydrolysis activity; ATP binding. Gene Ontology annotation, cellular component: membrane; m-AAA complex. The record is from RefSeq and is a predicted model, not a curated record. Lineage: Eukaryota; Metazoa; Chordata; Actinopteri; Cypriniformes; Cyprinidae.